AUGAAAAGCACCACUAGAUCUCUUGAAACUGCAAACGAAAUAGAUUCAUUGAGUGAUUAUGAUGGUGGUAGUCACGCUUCAACUUCAAAAGUUGUGAAUCCGUUUAAAGUUCCAGAAUCAACGGAUUAUUUUCGAAUUAAAGAUGAAGUAAAAGAAGAAAGAGAACUUCAACGUGCUAGAAUUGCAAUGACACCAUUAUCAAGAAGAGGCUUAGAAUCAAAAAGAGCCCUUUUGAGGCGUCAAUGCCAACCAAAGCCUUCUAAUCCUGAUGCAGAAGAAAAAGCUUUAGCCAAAAUCAUUCUUAGUCCACAGAUGGGUAAAACAAAAGAAGGUUUGCGCGAUUUUAUUGCACAAAAAAGAGAAAUAUUUUUAGCUCAAUUAGCAAUUGAUACAAAAAGAGAAGAGCUCCAAAGAUUAGAACGCUUAGAAAUAGAAGAGAAAAAGCAAUUAAAAGAAAAAGAGGCUGAAAUCAAUUUAUUCCGAACACAAUUUAACAACUUUCUUGAAAAUGAUGGAAAGCAAACAAUGGCGGCAAGACAGGAAGCUGAGAAUAAAGCUAAAGAACGAAUCGAGCUAACUCUCCUAAAACAAUAUCUGCACAAAUUUCUGCUUUACGUAAUGAUAUUGCUCACCAAGAUGAAAGACUACAAGAAUGCCAACAAUACAAACAAUUUUUGA
Molecule: messenger RNA, 678 nt
Organism: Trichomonas vaginalis G3
Lineage: Eukaryota; Parabasalia; Trichomonadida; Trichomonadidae
Product: inner dynein arm assembly
Exons: 1
Coding region: 1-678 (225 amino acids)
Source: RefSeq, a predicted model, not a curated record